Thrips palmi is the source of this 2536-nucleotide messenger RNA. Its product is annotated as mapk-regulated corepressor-interacting protein 1-like. The transcript has 5 exons. The coding region runs from base 156 to 458 and encodes 100 amino acids. The record is from RefSeq and is a predicted model, not a curated record. NCBI's taxonomy places the organism in Eukaryota, Metazoa, Arthropoda, Insecta, Thysanoptera, Thripidae.
UUUCUGCAGUUGUCGCACUUGGGUAAUGAGGAAACAGUCGAAGAGGUUCCUUUGUUCAUGUUCUCUGCCAAACUUCUCGUCACGAUUCUCGAUCAAUUUGUAAAUAAACAAGGGUGCGACUGACAUCUUUUUGAGAAGAGAUUUUAAUUGUGGAAAUGAAUCAAACUCAAUCGGUUAACGGCAAGAGGCCUGUUCAGGCAACCCGAUUUCGUGAUGAACGCACUCCCACAGCGCAACAAGAUGAGCUUAUUAGAUAUAUAUAUGAAUCCUGGAAUAAAGUCUCUAGAGAGGUGGAGCAUUACAGCCAAAAUGGAGCAGAAAAUGGCAAAGGAGGAGCAUUAGUUUAUUACUAUUGUGAUAAUGAACCAAAUCCCAUGCUUAAAGAUUUUCAACCUUUUGAUCUUGAAGACUGGUGUAGAAAGCGAUUGUCCUCCAACAGGACUCCACCCUCUACAUAGAUUUCUUUAAUUGUUGACGAUGCAUUCCUCUUUGCAUCUUGUGUCUCUCUUUUCUUCUUCACUGCCAGCAUUUCAUCACAAUUUGUAUUUGGAAUGAAAUCCACAGUUCUCUUUCUCUGAUUCCUCUUGCAAUGUAGUUGCUUUUGAUUUUACUCCAUUAGAGUAGAUGGUCCCAAUAUUUAAAAUGCAGUGUUUGGGUACCAUUUGUUGCAAGUUUUCUUGUUAAGAAAUUUGUUCUGUUUUAGAUUUUGAUACCAUGAAAUGGAAGAACAGCUUGAAUUUUUGUUUGCUGGUUACAGUUCUUUCACAGCAGCAUUUUCAUCUCCUCUUUGUUUAUUUGUGUGUGGUUUUUUUUUGUAAUUUGAUCAGUUUUGUAGUGUCAUUCUGAGACAAAUAUGUGUAUGUGAUGAAUAGAUCUUGGUGGAUUCUGUGUUCUAAAAAUUUAGAAUGUUAUCAAUUUAUUAGAUUUUUAAAAAUAAUAAUUCUGCAGUACAAUUACAUAAAUUCUUGAUACGUGCAUUAGUCUUUGCAGUAGUAUUGAUGAUUGAAGUUAUAAUUUUGUCUACAAUUCACAUAGAAUUGUAAUCUUGUGGAAGAAAUACUGUUCGCUGCUUUGAAUAUUGUCUAGGACCUUUUGUCAUUCCAUUCUUAGGUUAACACAUGAGAGCUUUUCUCAGUAUUUGGUCUUAUAGUGUCAUGAAAACAAAUUCAGUUCUCCUCUCUUUUUCUUUUAUGAUUUAACCAUUCCAUUACUGCAGUUAAUUUGUCAAGCUAAAAUAGCCUGCCUUAUUUUCUGAAAUUUAUCUGCUUCUUUUCGUAUAAUUUAAACCUGAAAGGUAUGCACUUAAUUUGGUUUGUGAGAAUAGUUCCCAACCGUGAGAUGAGAUUUACCUUCUGAUAGUGAUGUUUUAAGUACCUGUGGAUACAAUGAAUGAUAUUUGUUUUUCAUUACCUGUGGUGGUUUUCAAAUUAAUGUUUAAACCAGAUGAUUCUCUUUUCUGCAUUAAUGGAUCACCCUUAAAUCUGGUUCCUGGUUGCAUGCGUACAUAUCCCUUUAUGUACUAUGAUGAAAUGUAAGAAGCAAUUAAAUUUGCCUGAUUCUUUGGACAAGUGUUGUUUGUUAAGAUCAAUUCAUGAAAUAUUAUUUUCUUUCAUUUAAAAAAUUAAUGUUUAAGUCCUUGCAACUUACUCCUGAUUUGUUCCUUUUAUUUGUUGUUAUUUUCAGCCUUUUGAUAGAAAUAUUUCAUUGUGUUAUUGUUUGUCAGGGAUUUUUUGGACAUCCUUAACGUGCAUACUUUGUAUAUUUCAAUUGCGUCUAUUACAAUGAUUUCCCAUAGUAAGAUUCUAGAUCAUUGCACGCUUUUCUGCAGAGCACAUGAAUUUUCUUUUGUUUUAUUGUUACAUAUUCAUAAUCAUGGAUGAACCCCUUUUGUGUUCUAACUAUAUUGGCUUGUGCCAUGUGUGUGUGUCCCCCUCCCCCUGCCCUUAUAUUUGAUGAUAAGUUUUUCCAAGAGCAAGAGCAAGUUACCACCAUGUUCGAACUAUUCUUGAUCAUGUGAUAUGCAUGCACUUAAUUUUCUGACUAGGUUGUUUUUGACUUUCUCAUGUUAGAACAAUAAUAAUCAUUCAUUCAUAUUUCUCAUUUUCUUAAUUGUCUCUUAGGUACUCAAUUUCUCAUAAUAUCUUGUGGCUUCUUCCAUUUUAAAAAUCUUGUAUUCUGUAGACAAGCUUCAUUAAAGCAUUGUUUUGUAGUUUGUAGAUUUAACUGAGACCUCUUUCUCUUGUAGUAAGAGUUCUGUUGUGCGUUCUGGGCAAAAAACCUAUUGGCUAUAAAUGGAGGGAACACUCAUUCAUACUUACUUAUUUCAUAGUGUCAUGAAAGUAAUCGCUCUUACAGCAAUGGUGACCAUAUGCUCAUGAAACGGUCGCCAGUUCCGUCAUUCAAGCAAAUUUUUCAAAUGCACAGUUUAUGUUAAAAUUUUUACAUUGUCAAAAAAUGCAAACAUUCCUCACUGUUUACAUGGUUUUUGUAAGUAAUUAGCUGUCAGCUUGGUGAAUUAAAACUUAGUUCAAGAGUA